UGCUCAACCCUCUGGACUAUCAGGGCUGGUGUUGCUUUGAAAAGGAGUGGAACAGAAAUGCAAUUGGUUGGAAAAUGUGCAGGGACAAAAAAUUGUUCAAAAGAAAAGAACAAAAAGAAGAAAAGGGUUAAAAACUCCUCCAGACUCCAUGGAUUGUUUGAUGGCAGAAAUGCCAUUUGCCAAUGCAGAUAGUAGAGAUGAAUUUGGCAUCACUAGUACAUUUGAAAUAUAUUUAAAAAAGAAGACAAAGAAAACUACUGGAAGGAAGACUGAAGAAGACAGUCAAACAAAGAAGAAAAAGCAAGAUCGUCCAAACUAUUUCAUUUCUAUUCCAAUUACAAACCCAAAGAUUACAACAGGUAUUCAGGCUGUCCAAGACACAUUAGUACAAAAGGAUCACAGGCUUUCCCAAGCAAUGGUUCAUCAUGGUUCUUUACAUGUCACCCUGUUAAUAAUGCAUUUAUCAAGUGAAGAAGAAGUUGGCAUAGCAGUUGGUGCUUUUUUAGAAAGCAAAGCUGCAGUAGAAGAACUCCUACAAGGAAAACAUUUGGAUUUAUCAUUUCAAGGAAUUGAUCAUUUUAAAAAUGAAGUUGUGUUUGUGGAUUUUGCAUCGAGUGAUCAUAUAGCCACGCUUAUGGAGAUAGCCGAGACAAUGAAAAAGAUAUUUCAGAAAAAGGGACUCUUGGCAGGAGAAAACAGAGCUUUAAAACCUCACUUGACCUUCAUGAAGCUGUCAAAAUCACCAAAGCUACGUAAGCAGGUGAAAAGAAUUGACCCAAAACUAUAUGAGAAUUUUAAAAGUCACUGUUUUGGAGAUGAAACCCUGUACCGCCUAGAUCUUUGCUCCAUGUUGAAAAAAAAGCAACCCAAUGGCUAUUACCACUGUGAGUCUUCUAUCACGGUUGGGAAGAGCCAUGAAUCAGACUUAAUAAAGAAAGCCUUGCACAGAGAAUCACAGGCUCUGUUAUCCAAACUGAAUAAGAUAAAAGAGCUCUUAUCAAACCCUGAGACCCGGAUGAAAAUUAACAGGGAACUGUUUGAAGACAGACAUAAACAACAACAGUAGAAAUUGGAAAAAAAAAAAAUCACGUCGACUCCAGCUCUCCGGCUACGUGAUCAUAAAUAGCUAUGGUAAAAAAUCUCAACGUUGUUUUGUGAUGAAAAAUAUUGUUUUUGCAAAUUUUCCAUCUCUUUUAAUACAGACAAUAUAAAUUAAAGCCAAUAUAGCAUGUGGUAUUGCGUUAAACAGCAAAGAACAGACUGUUUAUUGAGGAGUUACAGUAGCUCUCUAGAUCAAUUUUUGGAAGGAAGGAAGGAAAAAGUUAAGGAGGCAGGUCUGUGUCAUGAUUCUGCCAUAGAAAUGCCUUCAUUUCUAAAGGGUAUGAUCAAACACUGUGGCCAUUCUAAACUUUCAAUGUGAUUUUAAAAUAUAUAGGUGAAGAUGACAUUUUUAAUGAUGUGUCUUUUCUGUAUAUGCUGGUAUUUUGGGUAGUCACUGUUUCAUGUUUGUUAAUCAACAACUGAGUACACAUGUACAGAUGCUGAAAUAUUGUUUCUGCUAUUGUUUACAUGCAAGCAAGAAUGUUUUAAUCUCUCAAGGUAAAAUCCUGGCUCCACUGAGGUCAGUGGAAGAAUUUCCACUGAUUUCACUAGAGCUAGGAUUUCAUCCUCAAUGAAGGAUGAAUUGUUCAAAUAAUCUUUGUUCAGAAUAUUUGCCUUGUCAUUUCUGUAGGAACAAGAUGCUUCUUGGUUUUAUUUCUGUUAUUUCCUCCAUCUCUUUACCCUUUGCUAUGUGAAAAGGGGUCUGAACCUGUGUUCUGGGUGCACUCCACACAUCUGCUGAAUUCAGUAGAAGAAGUGCACACACAAAAUCCAACAACAAUGCAUGAUUGGGACCCAGCAUUUGCACUUAAGCAUUUCUUUAAAACUACCCACAACUUUAAAACCACCUACUUAAUCAUGCAUUCUGUAAUCAAUAUCAGAUUUUUGCUGGUAGAACUGCAGUCUAAAUAUUAAGAUUUUAUUCAUCAACCAUGAAAUGAUAUUGUUAUUUUAUCUCAUGGAUCAGCUAUUUUUUUCCUCUAGCGAUAAAAGAGCAUAUUAAAAAAAAUGCAUCUUUUGCAUUUAAGUCCAUCUUUCUAAUAAAAAAGAUUUUUUCUUUGCAUUGUGUCCUCAUUCCUCUCAAACAGAUUUAAAUAAAAUGAAGAAGUACUUUUAAGGUAACUCUAAAACAGGUAAUUAAAACAUAUGGGUACAACUUCUUCAUUCCCCUCUCCCCCCUCCAACCCCCAGCAAAUCACACCUCAUUAUAUAAUUGUGACUUAUGGCAAAGCAAGGAUAUUUCAUCUGGAUAUUAACUCUUGGAUAUUUCUGAUUCAGUAGACAGCAGUGCUUCUCAAAGUGAUCUGUGGGCCCACACUGAGAAAGCUGCAAACAGGCCAGCCAUCCUGCUUCCCACGGUUCCCUCUGGCUGCAAAUGACGAAUCGCAGCCAAGGGGAGCUGCAAGGCUCCAUGACUGCAGCACCAGUAAAUAAACAAAUAGGAGUGGCCCAUUAGCAACUCUCUCAGAGUGGAUCCACAGACCACUUUGAG
Molecule: messenger RNA, 2593 nt
Organism: Pelodiscus sinensis (Chinese soft-shelled turtle)
Lineage: Eukaryota; Metazoa; Chordata; Testudines; Trionychidae
Source: RefSeq, a predicted model, not a curated record